AUGGAUUGUUAUUAUAAAAAAGGCGGAUCAAUAGCUAGCUGCGGCAGGGAAAUACCUCGUCAACUUCUAAGCGUGACUGUUGGGUCAAGUAAUGCUCAAUCUAGUACACAAACACGUCCAGCAGCUGAGAUUAUUAUACAUCCGAAUCACAAUCAAUCAUUUUUUAUAAAUGAUAUUGCUUUGAUUCGUUUGGAAGCACCUUUAAAUACGGAUGAUUCAUCUAUAGCACAAAUAUGUCUACCAGCGGAAAUGACUGGAAAUUAUUCAUCAGACAACUCAUCGUUAGUCGCUCUCAAUAAGGCUUACGGCAAACUUCGAGAAGUUCCAACGACAGCUGUUUCAAUUGACAGUGAAGAUUGUCAAUCAAUAAUCACUGAUGCUUCAACACAAUUAUGUGCUCAAGUCGUCAAAUCCAAUAUAGAUACUUGUACCGGUGAUGCAGGUAAUCCAUUGAUGGUUUACACGUCGAGUAGACAAUGGAUUGUUGUUGGACUUGUUUCAUUUGGUAUCCUAUGUGAUGGUCAAUAUCCUAGCGUUUACACGCGUGUCUCCGCCUAUUUGGAUUGGAUCAAAUUGAAGACCGGGAUUGACUCUACUGCGAAAUAA
Messenger RNA from Adineta ricciae, 606 nucleotides. The record is from the annotation of a GenBank genome assembly. Lineage: Eukaryota; Metazoa; Rotifera; Eurotatoria; Adinetida; Adinetidae.